CCAUAAUCUCGGAUUAUCAAUACCAUGUGGUUGGAAUUUGGCAAACGGAAACUGUGUGGAAGCCCAUAGUAUAUUGACUAUGGCUAGAAACGGAAAAAACGGUGUUGCUCGAAUAAAGUUCUCUGAAAUAUUUGUUCCAUAUCGAAUUGUACAAAUGCACCCUUGUCGCUCGCCAUCAAAAAUGCAGCGAACCCUCGACUGGCCUCACUGGAAACUUAUAGCCAACAACUCUUUUGUCAGAAAUUAUAAUAUAAAAAUAUAAUUGAACAAAAAUAAAUGAUUUGUAUUCUUUUGAAAAUAUUCCGGAAGCGACCGACAAUCAUGUAAAUCAAUGAAAUUUAUUCAGCAGAGAAGUGUAAUUCCUCGAUGCUCCACACGUACUCUCUUUUCCUUCGCCACAUUUCUCAUUAAUUCCACUAAUUAUGGCUUCAGCAACUCAUUUUUUUGAAGGCACUGAAAAAUUACUCGAAGUCUGGUUUUCACCUUCGAGUGAUUCUCGGGAUCUUAGAACAAUUUCUCGACAAGAAUGGGCAGAACUGCUUAAAAAUGUCCGUGUUGAAAUAAUUAGCUAUGAGAAAGAUGCAGAUAUGGAUGCUUAUGUUUUAAGUGAAAGCAGCAUGUUUGUUACAAAACGGCGUUUUAUUUUGAAAACUUGUGGUACUACGACACUGCUCUUAGCUGUGAAGCCAUUGUUGAAGCUAAUUAAAGACAAAUGUAACAUUGAUUCUGUUGAUGAUGUAUUUUAUUCUCGAAAGAAAUUUAGACAGCCAGAAAAACAACAUGAAAUUCAUCAACGCUUUGAAGAUGAGGUCAGUCAUUUGGAUGAAUUAUUUGGUAAUGGUGUUGCCUACACUUUAGGAAGAAUAAACAAAGAUUGUUGGUAUCUCUAUACAUUGGAUGAUGAAAAAAUUUCAGAACCUGAUCAAACAUUUGAAUUACUUAUGUGGAAUAUGGAUCAAGAAAAGAUGAAAAUCUUCACUAAAGAAGUUAGUUCUAAUGGCUCUGAAGCCAGUCAGAGGUGUGGUAUUGAUAAACUAUUACCCAAUAUGCUGAUUGAUGACUAUUUAUUUGAACCAUGUGGAUAUUCCAUGAAUGGAAUACUGCCUGGGGGUUAUUAUAUUACUAUUCAUGUUACACCAGAACCUCAGUGCUCUUAUGUCAGUUUUGAAACUAAUGUAUCCCAAGAAUCUUACUUUGAGCUGCUAACCAAGCUUCUUAAUCUAUUCAAGCCUGGAAACUUUUUACUAACGGUUUUUGCAAAUAAAGCUUCAAAUGCUCGAAACGCCUAUAAAGAUUUGCAAGACGAACCACUUCCUGGCUAUAUGCGACUUGAUCAUCAAUUUUGUAUGUUCAAGAAUUAUAAUUUGACCUACACUUAUUAUGCAAGCAGGCCUAUUAUCUAGGACUAAGUUGGUUCUGGUGUUUUGAAUAGCAAUUCUUUCAUUUCCUUUUCUUAUCUUUGAUAUUGAAAUCAAAAGAGUAGGCAGAUGUUUAUUACAUUUUUUAUUAUUACACGAAAAUCGGAAUACUUCCAUAGCUACAAUUUUUAAUGUUGAAUUAGACUGAAGUUUGAGCUAUACAUGACUACAACCAUAUAUAUAUAUGUAUAUAUAUAUAUGUGUGUGUGUGUGCGCGUCUAUAUUCUGACCGCAGAGUAAAUCUACCCAGAGAUUUUCUUAAAUCUUGUGAAAUUGCAGAUUAGCAAUUCUUUGAAGUCCAUAACUCUGAGAAUUACUGUAAACUGUGCUGUACUGUCUCAUAGGCACAAAUCUGUGAAAUGUGCUUGUAACUUAGAUCUAUAUUUUAGUUUUAUCUCGUUUUAUAAUUUGAAGAGAUAAAAAUUUAUUUGAAGGAUGUUCUUUCAUGUUGCUAUUAUAUUUAUUGUUGUGAUGUUUUGUCAGGAAAAUUUACACCAUUCUGCAGCAUGACCAUAUUCUGGCUGUUAGAUAAGUUUGCGAAAUUUAUAAAUGCCUAGAAUAUGAAAAGUGAUUUUAAAGGCUCAGUUUUUGGUGAUGUGAAAUUGCAAAAGCAGUUACUUUUACAAUGCACACACACACAUGUAUGUAAGUCUAUAGUUGUAUAUAAUGUAUAUUGAAUAAGUGAUUAUACACUGGAAAAUAUCCACAGGAUUGAAGUGAUCAAUUUUUUAACAUGUUAUUAAACUACAUAAUAUUAUUACUUUAAUGCCAUAGCAGAUAUUUCAGAAAUAUUCCAGAUGAAAUUACUUUUACAUCACAUUCAACUAAAUUAAUUUAAUAACUAUGAUGAAUUUUGUAAUUAUUACAAAGUAGACAGUCUUCACAUGUGUCAGGGAAACAGCUGUAGAACAAACUAUUUUGUAAUACCAUGGAGUUGGUUUUUCCAUUCUUCCGAAUAUGUGUGUAUAUAUAUUUAUACAUACACAACACAUAUAUACAUGUCUAUAUCUUAUUUAAGCUGUGUAUUUAUUUCUGGCUGUUCGUGACUUCCGAGUCAGACUAUAUUCAAAUCAAUGUCUCAUUGUCACCAAGUUUGUAAUGAAAUUAAUAUUCUCUGUAAAAUAUUAAACAAAGAAAUUUCAAUACAACUAAAAUAUAUUUGAAUUACUGAACAAGAUAAAAAGGCAAACACUAAAAAGAAUUUCUAAUUUUCCUGUCAGGAAUUAGAAAUUUAAAAGAAUUGUUACUUCAUUUUUAGAUAUAUUUUUUUCCCCUAUUUAUUGAUCUUGUUCUUUUCGAAAUAUUUCAUUUAUUCCAUUGUUAAAUAAUUUACAACAUUGCAGAAAAGCAAACAUUAUGAAUGUUUACAUUUUGUUAUUACUAUUGUUUUAUAUUGCUUCUCUCUUUUUAUUGUUCUCAUUUAAAAAAUUGAUUACAGCUUUCACUAAAGUGACUAAUCAUAAUAAAAACUCACUAAAAGUCACCAACUACACAAAAUAUUGUGUUGAAGAUACUGGUCUUAAAACUUACAAUGUCCAACUAUUCUAGUCAUGGAAUAAGGUUGUAUUAGAAUUUUAACAAAAGAAAUGCAUGAAAUAUGAGCAGUAAGGAACCUCUUUUGAUAAAGAGGAAGCCUGUAAGGGGUAGGUGGGUGAGAUAGUCAAAUUCUGCCUUAUAUUACACAAGAAGGACACAUUGGAUAUCUAAAUAACAAUGAAGAGUUUUAGAUGCCUUAAAAGAAUAAUGGAACAGUUAUAGUUGGAAUCUUUUUUUUUUUAUCAUAGGUCUACUUGGUCAGGGUUUAUUUGGGCUAAACAGAGGUAAGGGUGGAUAUAACUCCUGCCAUCAUUGCAAUUAUUGAUACUCAUCAAGGCAUCAACGAGAUAUUAAGAGGAAAUAACUAUUACUCUUAUCAUUGCAUUAAAAAUAACCAAAUACAAUUUAUUGCACAUAUAAAGUUAAUCAAUGCAUUUAUAUUUUUACUUCUAAUAUAUACAUGGAAAACAUAGUUAAGUCAUUAUUGGCUGAGGGUUAGGGCCUCAUGCACCACCCAUUCGUUACAUCUUCAUGCUCUCUUCAGAAUGAAUAGGAUCAGUCAGUUCCGAUUUCUUUUCCAAGCGUUGACUCCUUUGGUCUUCACCUCUGUCUAGACACUCACAGCCAUUCUGGCUGCCUUCAAAGGCUACCAAGCCCCAUUGUACUACUGGGGGUAACACUUUCUAGAGGCAUACCUCAUUCUCACUUUACAACACAUCAGACGCUAACCCAGAAUUGCUAGGUAAUUGUUGACCCUACAUUGGGGUUCAUCCGUCCUUUUGAUAUGUCUUUGUCAGGCUGGCUUUCUACCAACUGUCCCCCACAAGCAAACCUGAAUAGGGGGAACUUGUUUAGUCACUGAUAACCUGACCAUGCAACACCUAACAACCAUCAUUUUUUCCCGAUAUAGUUACUUGAUUUUUUAGGACAUCAUAUUCUUUUCAUGUAUGACAGUUAUAUGAAGUUGGAAAUAACAAAAAUAAAACAUUCUCAAUAAUA
This is a messenger RNA of Octopus bimaculoides (California two-spot octopus), 3953 nucleotides long. RefSeq names its product S-adenosylmethionine decarboxylase proenzyme 1. The record is from RefSeq and is a predicted model, not a curated record. Gene Ontology annotation, cellular component: cytosol. Gene Ontology annotation, biological process: spermine biosynthetic process; spermidine biosynthetic process. Gene Ontology annotation, molecular function: adenosylmethionine decarboxylase activity. NCBI's taxonomy places the organism in Eukaryota, Metazoa, Mollusca, Cephalopoda, Octopoda, Octopodidae.